CUUAGUAUUCUCAGAAAACUGUCUUAGCAGUGUCAUACAAAACACAAACCCUCGUUGUCUCACUGCAAGUUGCAUAGAAACAAAGAACAGAUAUGGGAUUCCAACAACAUGGGAAUGGGCAAGUGGGGUUGUCUGGAACCCCUUUGGGAACACAUAACAAGUACAAGAGGAUGAACUCGGAGCUUGCAGAGGAUUAUGAUGAUGUUUUGCAUCAACAGGCAAGGAGGAUCAGUACAAGGAAAUAUGUUAUCGCUUGUGCCAUCUCUGCUUCUCUCAACAAUGUCCUUCUCGGCUAUGAUGUAGGUGUCAUGAGUGGAGCAGUUAUAUUUAUUAAAGAAGAUCUGAAGAUAUCUGAGGUGAAGGAAGAGUUUUUGGUUGGUAUUCUGAGCAUUGUUUCUUUGUUGGGAAGUUUAGGUGGUGGAAGAACUUCAGAUAUUAUUGGUAGGAAAUGGACAAUGGCCAUAGCUGCAGUGGUUUUUCAAAUAGGAUCACUCAUAAUGACUCUUGCUCCUUCAUUUACAGUACUAAUGAUUGGAAGACUUUUAGCAGGUGUUGGAAUAGGAUUUGGAGGCUUGAUUGCCCCUAUAUAUAUUGCUGAGAUAUCACCAAACACCACUAGAGGCUUUCUCACUACCUUCCCAGAGAUUUUCAUAAAUUUAGGAAUUUUGCUUGGUUAUGUGUCAAAUUAUGCAUUUUCAGGCUUUUCAGCACACAUAAACUGGAGGAUAAUGCUUGGUGUGGGAAUUUUGCCUUCAGUCUUCAUUGGCUUUGCACUUUUCAUUAUUCCUGAGUCACCAAGGUGGUUGGUAAUGCAGAACCGAAUUGAAGAAGCAAGAUCAGUGCUUUUGAAAACAAAUGAAAGUGAGAGAGAAGUGGAGGAGAGGCUAGCAGAAAUACAGCAUGCUGCUGGUUUGGCGAAUUCUGAGAAAUAUAAUGAGAAGCCAGUGUGGUAUGAACUGUUGUUUCCUUCACCUUCCCUUCGCCGAAUGAUGAUCACAGGAAUAGGGAUUCAAUGUUUUCAGCAGAUAUCUGGAAUAGAUGCAACUGUGUAUUACAGCCCUGAAAUUUUCAAAGCAGCUGGGAUUCAGGAUAAUUCAAAACUCCUGGCUGCUACUGUUGCAGUUGGUGUAACAAAGACCCUUUUCAUAUUGGUAGCUAUAUUUCUUAUUGACAAAGUAGGUAGGAAGCCACUACUCUAUGUAAGCACAAUUGGGAUGACAAUAUGUUUGUUCAGCAUAGGGGCUAGUGUUUCUUUGUUUGGACAAGGGUCUUUUGUGAUUGCAUUGGUGAUUUUGUUUGUUUGCGGGAAUGUAGCUUUCUUUUCUGUUGGAUUAGGACCUGUGUGUUGGGUUGUGACAUCUGAAAUCUUCCCUUUAAGGUUGCGUGCUCAAGCAUCUUCACUUGGGGCUGUGGGCAAUAGGGUCUGCAGUGGCCUUGUGGCCAUGUCUUUCCUUUCUGUUUCCCGUGCAAUUUCAGUUGCUGGAACAUUCUUUCUUUUUUCUGCUAUUUCUGCUCUUGCCAUUGUCUUUGUAUACAUGCUAGUUCCUGAAACCAAGGGGAAGUCUUUGGAGCAGAUAGAGCUCUUGUUUCAGAAUGACAAAGAGAUGCAAGGAAGUGAAAUGGAGUUAGGAGAUGUUGAAAUUGACCAACUUGUGCAGAACAAAACAGUUUUGACAAAUUAAUUGAUUAGCAUGUCUCAUAUGAAUGUGUCUAAUGGUUUGAAGAGGUUGUGGGGUGAUGUCAUGGCUACACAAAUUCCACUAGCUAUGUCCAAGUAUCCUAUAUGGGAAACUCUGGGGAGGACUUAGCUGGCAUUGAUGAUCUUCUACCACCACAGAUUUGAGAUCUAUCAGUAAUGGCAAAAGAAAAUAUGAAAAGAAGUAUAAUUCUUACUCUACUUUCCUAAUUGUACCGUUAUUCCAUUUCUUUUAAUUACAUUUGAGAGUAUAACAGAGGUGGCAUUGUACAUGGAAAGAGAUUGGUGACAGACUUGAUCUUGCUACCAAUGGUUCUCCUUGGAUGUUUUGACUUUUGAGUACUUCUAGUAAC
Abrus precatorius (Indian licorice) is the source of this 2049-nucleotide messenger RNA. RefSeq names its product probable polyol transporter 4. Gene Ontology annotation, biological process: transmembrane transport. Lineage: Eukaryota; Viridiplantae; Streptophyta; Magnoliopsida; Fabales; Fabaceae. The coding region runs from base 93 to 1682 and encodes 529 amino acids. Gene Ontology annotation, cellular component: membrane. The record is from RefSeq and is a predicted model, not a curated record. The transcript has 2 exons. Gene Ontology annotation, molecular function: myo-inositol:proton symporter activity.